AUAAACUGAAAUCUCUGAGAGCCGCCAAGGCUCUGGUAGUUUCACAAAACUGUCCUUGCUCUUCCUGCAUCUGCCCGGUCAAGGGUAUCUUUGCCUGAGAAGCAGCCCAGCUCCAGCCACCCAGCUCCCAGUUGCCGCCUGAUCCUCAGACCUGCCGGAAUCAGAAGGUGCUUAUGCUCAACAACUGAUGCACUGCCUGUCUUCACCCACCCCCAUGAGCCUCGGUUCUGAUGCAACCUAUGGUCAUGCAGGGAUGCCCUUACACCCUCCCACGAUGUCAUAAGUGGCGGGCAGCUGACAACUUCCAUCACAGCCGUAGCCUCCAAAGCACCUGCCCCCAGCCUCAGGUUAGAGCUGCUGCCACCACCCCCGCACCUCCUCACGAUGGUGCUGGGGUAUCCUGCCUAAGUCCAAAGCUAUUCAACGGGUCUGUUGGUGCCGCCAGAACCCUGGAACCACCAGCCAUGAAUCUGUGUUGGAAUGAAAUAAAAAAGAAGUCUCACAAUCUCCGUGCUCGGCUAGAGGCCUUCUCAGACCACAGUGGAAAGCUUCAGCUCCCUCUCCAAGAGAUAAUUGACUGGCUCAGCCAAAAGGAUGAGGAAUUGUCAGCUCAGCUGCCCCUACAAGGGGAUGUGGUCCUGGUGCAACAGGAGAAGGAGACACAUGCGGCCUUUAUGGACGAUGUCAAGUCUCGAGGCCCCUAUAUUUACUCUGUGCUGGAAUCAGCUCAGGCCUUCCUGUCCCAGCACCCAUUUGAUGAAUUAGAGGAGCCUUGUUCUGAGAGCAAAGAUACCUCUCCUAGACAGCGGAUCCAGAAUCUUAGCCGCUUUGUGUGGAAGCAGGCAACAGUGGCCAGUGAACUCUGGGAGAAGUUGACAGCCCGCUGCGUGGACCAGCACCGCCACAUUGAGCACACUCUGGAGCAGCUGUUGGAGAUCCAAGGGGCAAUGGAGGAAUUAAGUGCAACUCUGACCCAGGCCGAGGGCGUCCGAGCCACUUGGGAGCCCAUCGGGGAUCUCUUUAUUGAUUCACUUCCCGAGCAUAUCCAGGCUCUUAAGCUAUUCAAGGAAGAAUUCUCCCCCAUGAAAGAUGGAGUGAAGUUAGUAAAUGAUCUGGCCCAUCAACUUGCCAUUUCUGAUGUGCACUUGUCAAUGGAGAACUCCCGGGCUUUGGAGCAAAUCAAUAUCCGGUGGAAACAGCUACAGGUGUCAGUUGGAGAGAGACUUAAGCAGCUUCAGGAUGCUCACCGGGACUUUGGGCCUGGGUCACAACACUUCCUCUCCUCCUCUGUUCAGGUUCCCUGGGAAAGAGCAAUUUCACCCAAUAAAGUUCCCUACUACAUCAACCACCAGGCUCAAACCACAUGCUGGGACCAUCCCAAGAUGACAGAGUUAUACCAAACUCUAGCUGAUUUGAACAACAUUAAGUUCUCAGCUUACCGCACUGCCAUGAAGCUACGCAGAGUCCAGAAGGCACUGCGCUUGGACCUGGUAACUUUAACCACAGCCCUGGAGAUCUUCAAUGAGCAUGAUCUGCAGGCCAGUGAGCAUGUGAUGGAUGUGGUGGAGGUCAUCCACUGCCUGACUGCCUUAUAUGAACGGCUGGAGGAGGAAAGAGGCAUCCUGGUCAAUGUGCCGCUCUGUGUGGACAUGAGUCUCAACUGGCUCCUCAAUGUUUUUGAUAGCGGUCGCAGUGGAAAGAUGCGGGCAUUGUCCUUUAAGACUGGCAUUGCCUGCCUGUGUGGCACGGAAGUGAAGGAAAAACUGCAGUACCUCUUCAGCCAAGUGGCCAACUCAGGCAGCCAGUGUGACCAACGCCAUCUUGGUGUCCUGCUUCAUGAGGCCAUUCAGGUGCCCCGUCAGCUGGGGGAAGUGGCAGCCUUUGGUGGCAGCAACGUGGAGCCCAGUGUCCGUAGUUGCUUCCGUUUUAGCACUGGGAAGCCAGUCAUUGAAGCUUCACAGUUCCUGGAAUGGGUCAACUUGGAGCCCCAAUCCAUGGUGUGGCUGGCUGUUCUGCAUCGGGUCACCAUUGCUGAACAAGUAAAGCAUCAGACCAAGUGCUCUAUCUGUAGGCAGUGCCCCAUCAAGGGCUUCAGGUACCGGAGUCUGAAACAGUUUAACGUGGACAUUUGCCAGACCUGCUUCCUGACUGGCAGGGCCAGCAAGGGCAACAAACUUCAUUACCCCAUCAUGGAGUAUUACACCCCGACCACAUCCAGUGAGAACAUGAGGGACUUUGCCACUACCUUAAAGAACAAAUUCCGCUCAAAGCAUUAUUUCAGCAAACACCCUCAGCGAGGUUAUCUGCCUGUUCAAUCGGUGCUGGAGGCUGACUACAGUGAGACGCCAGCUUCUUCCCCGAUGUUGCCACACGCUGACACACACUCCCGAAUUGAGCAUUUUGCCAGCAGGCUUGCUGAGAUGGAAAGUCAAAAUUGCUCCUUCUUUAAUGACAGCCUGUCCCCGGAUGACAGCAUAGAUGAGGACCAGUACCUGCUACGGCACUCCAGCCCCAUUACAGACCGGGAGCCAGCCUUCAGACAGCAGGCUCCAUACAACAUGACCACGGAAAGCAAAGGGGAGCUUGAAAAGAUCCUAGCCCACCUAGAGGAUGAAAACCGGAUUCUCCAGGGAGAGCUGAGGCGCCUGAAGUGGCAGCAUGAGGAGGCCGCUGAGGUACCCCCCCUGACUGAGGGCUCUGCCGAGGUGGCACAGGACCACUGCAAUGAGGAGCUGCUGGCUGAGGCCCGGAUCCUUCGGCAGCACAAGAGCCGCCUGGAGACGCGCAUGCAGAUUCUUGAAGACCACAACAAGCAACUGGAGUCCCAGCUGCAGCGCUUAAGGGAGCUGCUCCUACAGCCACCUAUCGAAUCCAAUGGCAAUGGCUCUGCGGGCUCGUCUCUGGCUUCCUCUCCACAGCAGUCAGAAAGCAGUCACCCCCAAGAGAAAGGACAGACUACUCCAGACACUGAAGCUGCAGAUGAUGUGGGAUUGAAGAGCCAAGAUGUCAGCCUCUGCUUGGAGGACAUCAUGGAGAAGCUCCGCCAUGCUUUCCCCAGUGUACGAAGUUCUGAUGUGACUGCCAACACACUGCUGGCCUCUUGAGGGAACCAGAGCCCCAUCUUAUAGGCCACGGUCCUCUCCCGGUUCUGGCCAAAGGCUUUCCUCAGACUUCAUCCAACCUUCUCAGUCCCCACUGGCCCCACUCUCCUCAGCUGGAGUUAUUUGUGCUCUGGGCAGCAGCAGAGAUUUGGUGGUAUGAGAGGUGGGAGUAGGGGGGCUGGGGGAGGGAGAGGCAUGAUUCCUCUGACUCUAGAAAGGUGCCCUUUAUGUCAAGUUUGAGAUUAGUCCCUUUAGUACGCUUCUGUUGCAGCCCAGGCUGAUGGCACUUGGAAGCCAUUCAGAUGGGUUGCCUUGUAGAAUGAAGCAGUGCCCAUUGGUCCCUUUCCAUUCUCCAUGGAAUGAUGGAGAUGGAGGGUACCUAAUGACCACAGGGCUCCAGCAUUAUGAAUAUACAGAACUUAGCCCUACUCUCUGACCCAACACAGGGGAGGUGAAGGGGUAGCCUGAAGACACUCCCACCCCCCAAACCCCUGAAAAAUCUGGGCAAUGUGUGUCAUGUAACUUCAGCUCGAGGGUAUAGCUCUAGUCCUUCUGAUGCUACCUAGAUGUUGUUUCCUCUAUGAAUAUCUUCAGUUUCUUCUGCCUCAGUUCCUGGCAGACCUUUCUCAAGGGGGAACAGUUCAUUCAGGUUCCUAUUUUCACCUUACUUUGGGAACAGUAAAGAAAUAUGUAGGGGGCUUAGAUAUUUUCCCCAGAUCCUCCUCUUUCCUGAAAGGCUCAGCAUUCUGAGAGACCAACUCUUCUGAGUCGGCCCUCACAGCCCUGGGGGAGGGCUGGCAGCUUCUCAGCAAGGGGGUCUUCUCCUUGGGGGAGGAAAGGAAAGCCACCCUCUAGACCAGAGGAGUGUGACUGUCCCACACCCUUGACGGCUUUGAACCUUCUUUCUCUUAAGUUGAAUCAGACGAGGUGGCUGAUAUCCCUCAGCUAAUCAGAAGGCAGAUGCAACAGUCCACCCUUAAUAGCAGCCCUUUCCUAGGAUCCACAGGCUUCAGAUCAGCAAGUUGACCACUUUCCACACAGACAACAGCAAGACCUUCCUUUGCAUAAAACCUUUCUUUCUAACUCUGGAAAAUGAACCCAAUCCUCAAAUUUGUUAGGCAGAUUUCUGGAUAAAUCUGCUUAGGCAAUUUUAUCUAACUCUUCCUAGGCAACACAUACCGUGAUUCCUUUAUCCAGAAACUGUUCAGAGUAGAUAGUGGGGGUGGGGGGGCGUCGGGGGAGCAGGCUUGGGAACUUUGAACAGAGUCAGGGCUCAUUUAGGCAGAUUUCUGUCAAAAUGAACUUUAUAACUUAGAAUCCUGCAACCGACUUAAUUUGCCUAAGUUUAUAUAGAUACUUAGCUAUCCUUCAUAUCUACUGUACAUCAGUACUACCCCAGACUCAUUCACACAUUAAAUUCUAAUACCUCUUGAAGUAUUAAUGUUCUGCCUUGCUCUUUGUUAGUCCCAGCCUCUGGAUGGACAGAUAAGAUGCCUCCUGGCUGCUCAUUUAGGAUGUCUCUCCAUUCAUAUUUAAGGUGAGCCAUCCUCAAGACCAAAGCAACAGAAAGCCUGUGGCCACAGAGGAAUCUAACCGGAAGAGUCACUCUAUUCUCUUCAUUCAUUCUAAAUCUUGUUCCCUGAAGACCUGAUCCUGGGGUGAAUUUUUCUGGGCUUCUCUGAAUAAUGGUUCAGGGGCCAAAAUAGAGCAAAUCCAAGCUCUACCCACCCUGUGCAUAAAGGGAGAAACAAAUAGCCAGGCUAAGACACAGAGUACAUCCUCUUGCCCCUUCCAAUUUCUAAGUCUGGCUCAGGGUUUUAAAGAAAGUAGAAAUUGCCACCAAGUUUAGAAGGGUGUGAGAUGGUUGGAGUGCUCUCUUAUAAUCAAGCAGUAGCUAGUGGGUAGAUCUGCUGGAAAACUAGAUUUAUCUACUGCAGGGCAUGGAAGGCAGUGGCUUUGGUCCAGAAACCUAGAAUUGCCUCCUUCUAGAAUCACCAAGGGACACUGAGCCACAGGUUCAAGGUGUCAUACUUUAUCAUGACAAUUGCCUUAGUGCUCAUGAGGUCUCAGGGCAGGAGAACUGGUGAGCAGAUGGCAGGUAGGCAUCAAACAAAGAGCCUGGACAUCAGUUAGCAGGCUUGGCAGGGGACCUAUAUUUGUAGGAGCCUAGGUUAUAGGUAGGGGCUUCCCUGGUGGCUUAGACAGUAAAGAAUCCACCUGAAAUGCAGGAGACCCAGGUUCGAUCCCUGGGUUGGGAAAAUACCCUGGAGAAGGGAAUGGCAACCCACUCCAGUAUUCUUUUCUGGAGAAUUCCAUGGACAGAGAAGCCUAGUGGGCUAUACAGUCCACAGGGUCUGUAGUUCAAGGAGUCAGACACGACUGAGCAACUGAGCAUAUUAAGGAUAGGAGAAAUUUUCUAUAGGACUGAGAGGUCAGGAUCUUUGAGGCAUAUGCCUGCCUAAGCCUGAAGAAAGCACAUGUUAUGAAACAAUCUUACUAGGAAAGUUCUGCAAAAUCUUUUUCCAUAAUCUCCACUACGCCUGAGAGAUCUUGGGCUCUUGAGGGCCUAUGACAACUGCAGUGGGUCAUGGUAGAGAAGAUGUAGAUCUCGUUAUGUAGGAUUUGUGUUAUAGGUGGACUGAAGCAGCAGGUCAAGAGUUGAAUUCUCAGUAACAGGGUCCCUGACACUUUGUGGUCCUGUGUUUACCUUGAUGCCUGAGGUGAGUAUAUGACUCAAGGGUCCAGUGAUAGUCACUGCAGCAUAGUUUGCCCACACUACUUCACAGUUUGCCCACAGUGAAGUAAACAGGUCUUUGGGCACUGUGAAUUCAGAUGAAGGUGAUAUUUCCUGAGAUGUGUUGUGUGUUAGGCCGUCUGUUGUGUGUCUUAUCUCCUAGAGGUAUAGUGUGUGAUGCUGCGUAGUUUAUGGCUCCGUACUGGAAGUGAAGGAGGUUGCUGGAUAGGCGGACUAAUGAAAACCUCUGACUUGUGGGAUUAGCAUCAGUGGUAAGGAAAGUGAGUGUUUGCUGGGGUUGUGGUCAUAUAGUAUGGGGAACAGUUAGGAUUGAUAGGUGAUAUAUUCUUGACAGAAUCUGACAGAGGCCAAAAAGCCAUUAGGAGGUGCCUCUGCUUCCAGUGAGAGCAGAGUGGAGUCAGGUUGACUGGGAAAUUAUUAAGGAAGGCUGACUGGUUGGAGGACAUCUGGCUGUUGGUUGCAUGGUUCCCUAGAGAGGGUCCAACCCAGGAUAUGCAUCCUUCCCUCCAGGAUGGAAAGGCUGAAACCAAGGCCCUCAAAUGCCCAUUUCCUUCAAGGCCCGAAGUUUGGAGAUAUUUCCUUGUAGAGAAACUUGCUUGAGUUUGUCAUACUUUAGGGGCUGGGCUGGCAGGCCAUGGUAAUGAGAAACCUUGAGGUCAAACAGAGGCCAGUCCUGGGUGAUGAUUUCCUUCCAGAUAAAUUUUAAGGAAUACCCAUGAUGCUUGCGGUGUGUAUUUGGGAUCUGGGCUCCAUAUUCAACUUCAGGCUAGAGCAUUCCUUGAACAGGCGUUCUCAAUGACAGAGUCAUGGCCUCUGAGACCAUUUCAAGCCAAGACUCUCAUCAAAGUUCCGUUGACAUAAGUGACAGAUAACUAAGAAUGUAACUGUCCUAAGAUGAACAGUUCUGGAGGAGAAAGGUGGGGGCUUACCCUAGGGCUGUGGAGACUUAGUUACUUAGCUGGGCAGCUCUAUCUCUGGGCCUUCCUGCCAAAAGCCGGCUCUGAGAACAAAGGAAUACUUCAGCUCCUUGUUAUUCUUUAAAAAGCAGUGACUGUGGGAGAGCAAAAGGCUCAAGGCCAAGUCUAAGCUCCCAGGCUUCAUCUCCUCCCACAGCUGCCACAUUUGGAGGGGUACCUGCUCAGUGUCUUUGGUGUCCUUAGGGCAGUCUUGAGGCCAGAUUGAAGCCUAUGAUGCUGCUCGCUGGCUACAAGAGCUGGUGAUCAUAAAGGUGGUAUUUGGUAUUUGGGGAAGCAGAAAGGGUGGCAUACUAGUCUAGAAAAAUUUGGGAUGAAAAGGUGGGGCUGGGAACAAAUUGGUUAACGUUGCCACUCACUGUGGUGCUUUUCCCCCUUUCCCUUAAAUUCUGCUUUGAAAAGAAUAAAUUCGUAUUUGUUUACUUUG
This is a messenger RNA of Dama dama (fallow deer), 7257 nucleotides long. It is a transcript of the gene DRP2, whose product is annotated as dystrophin related protein 2. NCBI's taxonomy places the organism in Eukaryota, Metazoa, Chordata, Mammalia, Artiodactyla, Cervidae. The coding region runs from base 231 to 3104 and encodes 957 amino acids. Gene Ontology annotation, cellular component: plasma membrane. The transcript is spliced from 24 exons. Gene Ontology annotation, molecular function: protein binding; zinc ion binding. Gene Ontology annotation, biological process: synaptic signaling. The record is from RefSeq and is a predicted model, not a curated record.